Metopolophium dirhodum (rose-grain aphid) is the source of this 3394-nucleotide messenger RNA. Its product is annotated as lutropin-choriogonadotropic hormone receptor-like. Bases 634 to 2817 code for a protein of 727 amino acids. NCBI's taxonomy places the organism in Eukaryota, Metazoa, Arthropoda, Insecta, Hemiptera, Aphididae. Gene Ontology annotation, molecular function: protein-hormone receptor activity; G protein-coupled receptor activity; protein binding. Gene Ontology annotation, biological process: G protein-coupled receptor signaling pathway. Gene Ontology annotation, cellular component: membrane. The transcript is spliced from 16 exons. The record is from RefSeq and is a predicted model, not a curated record.
UACACAGGUAUGAUAUUAUUAUCUAAGUAUCGUAAUAAAUAUUGUUAUAUUAUUGUCAAUAUUAUAAUAAUAAUUAUUUAUGUGAAUCGUAUCGGCGCGUACCGGUCCUGCCGUCGCCGCCGCCCGGACCGCGACACGUUGUCAUAAUAAUAUCAUCAUCGCAUAUAUAGGCACGGUUGGUUUGGGGGUGCGAAAAUCACAGAAUUCCUCUUCGCCGUGCUUAUAACGUCACACCAUCACCUAUCCGCGAUAACAACAACAGUGAUAAUAUAAUAUUACAACACGUACAAUAUCGAAAAUUAUUAAAAUAAACAAAAUAAUAUUCCCGCGCGCGCGUGAUCUGUGCAAACGUUGCGUAUAAUAAUAAUAAUAAUAAUAAUAAUAAUAAUAUGUCGUUCGGUCCGUUUCGCCCGUCGCGCACCGUCGUGGGACCUAAACGCCGCCGCCGCCGCCGCUGCCGCUCCCCGGUCCCCCGCCCACCAAGCUGGCAUCGCGCCGCCGCCGCCGCCGCCGACGACGAACGCCAUCGUCGUCGGCGGCGAUGACUGACGGCGCGUCGCGGAGGAGGUCCACACUCAUCUAUUUAAACGCACCGGACGCGUUGCUCGCGCCGUAUUUGUCGCAUAGCACGCCAUGUCGCGCACGGUAAGCCGCGGCGAUUCUCCGCGGACGGACGACGUGACCGUCCUAUUGGUUGCCGGCAACGACAGACGAAAAUCCGUCGUCGUCAAAUUGCGUCGACACCGUCCCUCGUCCAACAGUUGGUUGUCGAUGUGGUCGGUUUUCGAUGUUUUGAUGGUUUUGUGCAUUUGCAUUGUAGAACUAUCGGCAAAAGGUGCAGUUAUGAACACGCCGUGCACAACUAUUAACAAUUGCUGUGUUCGCAACCAUACUCACUCUUGGAAAGACAAGAUUCAGUUGUACUGUUCGGAGAUCCAAAUCAUACCGAUUGUUGACGAGAUGAUACACGUGCUAACUAUAGACAAUUCAGCCGGUAUUAAAGAAUUAUCAGAAAAAUCGAUUAGUCGAUAUAAUAAUCUUACUGAUAUAGUAUUAAACAACAUGACAAAUCUAGAAAAUUUGGAUUCGUCAACUUUCAAAAACUUAAAUAAAUUGAAGUCAUUGUAUAUAAUUAGAGCUAGUGCUUUGACUGAACUACCCUACGAUAUAUUUCUUGGUCUAUCAAAAACGCUUUUAGUACUUCGUGUAAGUAAAGCGAAUCUAAAGGGCAUUCCUGAUCUUUCAGACCUCGGAACUUUAACUGCGAUGCACACAAUCGAAUUUGAAGGAAAUCAGUUGGAGACAUUGCGAACGAAUGGAAUUAGAACUCGAGCAGACCAGUUAUUAUUGGAAUAUAAUAAAAUACACGUAGUAGAAAAUUGGGCGUUCAAUGGUUCUGAAAUAUCAAAACUGAGUUUGAGAGGAAAUUAUUUAGAUUUUUUGUCCGAACACAGUUUUGAUGGAAUUUUAAACUUGCGGACACUAGACUUGUCACAUUCCUCGGUGAAAUUAUUACCGACAUCGGGGUUGCAAAGCUUAGAGAUACUUCGCAUCGAAAAUGCUCCUCUAAUGACUGUGAUUCCUUCAGUUUAUUUAUUUAGUAAUUUAAAAGAAGCUCAUCUCACGUACUCAUUCCAUUGUUGUAGUUUUCAGUUUCCGGCUAAACAUGAUUACACUACGUACGACUUUCAUAAAGAAGGCCUACAAACUCCGAGCGAAUGCGUUCAAGCGAAAAAAGACGACGUUCAUAUAAAUGUGGUGUCCACCGAUUUGAUGGAAAACGGUUAUAUCGAUUACGCAAACGACAGUGAAGAAGAAUUUUUUAACGAACCGGCCAUUACAAAUAGUACCUUGGAUGUUAUGUGUGGCAAUAUUACUCCGCAAAACACGAGAGCCGACGUCCAGUGUUGGCCACAACCGGACGCCUUCAACCCGUGCGAAGACAUAAUGGGUUUCUAUUGGCUUAGAGUGUGCGUUUGGCUGGUGGGAAUCGCAGCGUUGCUGGCAAAUUUGGUCGUGAUGACGGUGGUUUUCCGUAAAAAUUUUAACCACUCCGUGCCUAGAUUCCUGAUGUGUAAUUUGGCUUUCGCCGACUUUUGCACGGCGAUCUAUUUGUUGCUAUUGGCUUACAAGGAUUUGGAGUCGAGUGAAAAAUAUUUCAACUACGCUUAUUCGUGGCAAAAUGGCGUCGGGUGUAAAAUCGGAGGUUUCCUGACAGUUUUCUCGUCUCAACUAUCAGUUUUCGCAUUAUGCUUGUUAACGAUUGAACGGUGGUACUCAAUUCGCAGGGCACUGUACACAAACAAAAUGACGUUCGCUUCAACCGUGAGAAUAAUGGCCUUUGGUUGGGUGUAUUCAAUUGCGAUGGCUACCAUGCCGUUACUGGGCAUAUCAAGUUAUUCUACUACCAGCAUCUGCCUGCCAAUGGACACGGCACGCGCGAGCGGCAUGUGCUACGUGUUCACUCUGUUGGCGUUCGGCGCGGCGGCGUUCGUUUUGAUGCUAUUCUGCUACGUUCAGAUUUACAUGUCGCUGAGCUACGAGACCCGACACGCGGCCAAGGGGGAGGCGUCCGUGGCCCGCAAGAUAUCCGUGCUGAUCGGCACAAACUUCGCGUGCACGGCUCCGGUCAUCUUCUUCGGUUUCACCGCACUGCUCGGCUACCCGCUCAUCGACGUCACCAAGUCCAAAAUUCUGCUCGUCUUCUUCUACCCCAUCAACUCGUGCGCCAACCCGUUCCUCUACACCAUACUCACGGCCAGUUUCAGACGCGAAGCCUUCUCAACCGUCGCCAAGGUAACAGCUGAAUAUGUAUAGAAUGUUAUUGAGCAUCAGUUCAAAUCAGAGAUUGUAUUUUGGACAGGAAAUGCUGACCGGUCGAAUGCCCUACUAUUAUGUUUAUACAUUUAAUUAUGUUACUACAAUAAUUUAUUAUAAGUUAUAUUGAUGUUUGUUUAACAGUUUAAAAUAUAUUACCUAUAGUUUAUUUUUUGUUUACAAAGUUUUACGUAGUUUUUAGUCUAAGUAUAUCAUUUAGUUACAUAUACACAGUAAAUGUUAUUUUUUUUUUAUUUGAAGCUUUAAAAUCUUAUUGUAGUCGAAUCUAUUUAGAAAUUACUCAUUGGAUUAAAAUAAAUAAAUAAAUAAAUAUAAUUUAUUAAAAUUAUGAAUGUGUUAUUAUGUUACAUACAAUAUGAACAAUUUAAUUCUAAAACGAUAUACGUAAUUGCCAAUGGAAAUAUAACAUCAUAUUGGUUGAACAUAAUUUGAUCAUAAAUAAAAUAUAUAUUAAAAUAGAUAGGCAAGGCAAAGCAUGUUAACUAUUUUUUUUUUACUCGUCAAGUUAAUAUAGAAAGGUGUAAGUUCAGUUUAAAGUACCGGAGAAUAAGUAAUG